AUGACUGCAGGCGUUCGUUCUGGAGACGUCUCAGAAUCUCCUGUCUUUCAGAACCCUUGGUACAUCGUUGCCACUGUCGUAUUCAGUGCAAGUAAUCAACCGGAGGGAGUGAAGUAUGUUUUGGAGAACGUUCUCGAAGAUCUCGGUCAUUAUCACGAACAAGAGGACCUUGAAAAACAAUCCAAGAAACUUGCUCAGAAAAUGCGCGAAGCCAUCUUCAAGUCCGGAAUGAUAAGUGGUUAUUCAAAGGUAUUCCUCAUUGAUGUUAAUUCAUUAGCACUGCAAAGAAUGAUAUUAGUCGUGAAGGCUAUCAACUCUCUGCAAGUAUUGAAUACAGCAAUUCCAGAUGAGUGGAAAGUAACCGAGAUACAAAGAGAUACUAGUAUUUCGCUUGCGGAAUAUGAGGCGAAGGGGAUGUCUACGUUUCGUUCAAUCUAUGGAGAAACCGCUGAUUCUGUCGACGGAUUACUCACUACCAUAUAUCCUGAUCUUGGAUGGUUUUCAAGAACGAUUGCGUACGGAAUAACGUAUGGACACGGAGAAACUUUAUCACAACUUGAAACAUCAUAUACGUUGGUUGCAGCUCUGAUUGCAAGCGAUACGCCUCAGCAAAUAGGAUGGCACCUUGACGGCGCCAAACGAGGCGGAGCCACUACAGAAGAAGUGAAAGCCAUCAGGCAAAUAUCUAUGGAGGUUGCCAAAUUUUCGGGAAUUAAAUGGAAACACGGUGUGCCAGAGGUGACCUGA
Psilocybe cubensis is the source of this 747-nucleotide messenger RNA. RefSeq lists its product as uncharacterized. Lineage: Eukaryota; Fungi; Basidiomycota; Agaricomycetes; Agaricales; Agrocybaceae. The coding region runs from base 1 to 747 and encodes 248 amino acids. The record is from RefSeq and is a predicted model, not a curated record. The transcript is spliced from 4 exons.